Molecule: messenger RNA, 1494 nt
Organism: Calliphora vicina (urban bluebottle blowfly)
Lineage: Eukaryota; Metazoa; Arthropoda; Insecta; Diptera; Calliphoridae
Product: probable cytochrome P450 313a4
Exons: 7
Coding region: 1-1494 (497 amino acids)
Molecular function (GO): heme binding; iron ion binding; oxidoreductase activity, acting on paired donors, with incorporation or reduction of molecular oxygen
Source: RefSeq, a predicted model, not a curated record
AUGGAUUUAAUCUUAUUCGCAAUUGCCUCUAUUGUAUUCGCGUGGAUCAUAAAUCGUUGGAAUAGCAGAGCAUUUGUGAGACUGGCCUAUAAAGUACCAUCGAAUAGAUUGCAUACAUUCUUGGGCUGGGGUAAACUACUUACGAAAGAAGAUAUUCUUUCACACAUGUAUGAAUAUGGCAACAAAUAUGGACCAAACAGUGUAUUUUGGGUGGGACCGUUCCCUUUCUUCCUCUCUUCUGAUCCACAGAUAUUAAAGGACAUUUUAACAUCCAAAAAUUGUAUAGAUAAACCACCAUUAAUAUAUAAGGGAUUUUUUGUAACAGUCGGUGAUGGUUUAAUAAAUGAAAAUGAACCACAUUGGCAUCAUCAUCGUAAAAUACUGAAUAAAGCUUUUUCACAUAAGAAUUUGAGCUCAUUUGUGCCGUUAUUUAAUAAAGAGAUCAACAGUUUAAUUCAACAAAUACAGAAAAGUCUUGAAAAGGCAGAGGAUGUUGAUACGUUUUUGAUAUUUCGAUCAUUAACUAUAAAUAUGGCGACAAAAACAGUACUAAAAAGAGACUUAGAUCAGACAGAUAUGGACUCGAUUGUUAUGUCAAAAAAUGCUCAAGGAGUUAUGGAGAUUUUAGCUGAAAAUUGUUUUAAUACAAUUAUGAGCAUUAGUUGGAUACGUAAGCUGGCCGAGAUCAGUGUAUAUAAAACUAAAAUGCAAGGUUUGAAUAUAUUUAAAAGAUUGAUCAAUGAAUCUGUGGAUAUUUUGGAAAAAAAUCGUACAACAGAUCCCAGCCAUUUGCCCGAAGUUAAUAGUGCGCUGGAGUAUGCUUUAAAUGGUGUUCACCAGAACAGUCUAGCUGGGUCUGAAAUAUUACCGCAUAUGUUGCAUUUAUUUGCGGCGUCUUUUGAAACCACAUCCUCCACAUUGUUUUUGGUAGUCACAAUGCUGGCCAUGCAUCCAGAGUAUCAGCAAUAUGCCUAUGAGGAAGUAAUAAACAUACUACCCGAUGAUGAUAACACCGACAUCACAUUAGAACAGGUGGAUCAAUUGAUGUAUUUAGAAAUGGUGUUAAAUGAGACAUUGCGAGUUUGUCCCGUAGUGCCCAUGGUUUUUCGUAAAGUUUCAAAUGAGGAUCUUACUCUUAGCAAUGGUUUAACAUUACCGGUUGGUCAAAUUAUUAGCAUUGAUUUAUUUAGCUUGCAUCGCCGCAAAGAUAUUUGGGGUACCAAGGCAGACGAUUUUAAUCCUGAUAACUUUUUGCCUUCAAAUGUCAACGCACGUCAUCCAUUCUCAUUUAUACCAUUUACGAAAGGUCAACGGUUUUGCAUUGGUUGGAGAUAUGCAUUAAUAUUUGUUAAAAUUUCUUUGGCUAAAUUAAUAAAAACUUACAAAUUUUCGACAGAUUUUAAAUACAAAGAUUUAAAAUUUGAGAAUCACAUUUCAUUAAAAUUAGUGGAAGAUCCGCAAGUUCAUAUGGAACAACGAAAAGCUGGAGUAUAA